Sorex fumeus (smoky shrew) is the source of this 1754-nucleotide messenger RNA. It is a transcript of the gene TTC22, whose product is annotated as tetratricopeptide repeat domain 22. NCBI's taxonomy places the organism in Eukaryota, Metazoa, Chordata, Mammalia, Eulipotyphla, Soricidae. The record is from RefSeq and is a predicted model, not a curated record. Bases 6 to 1730 code for a protein of 574 amino acids. The transcript is spliced from 7 exons. Gene Ontology annotation, molecular function: protein binding.
UGGCCAUGGCGGAGCCGGAGGCCCCGGCCGACGACCUGGACGCCCUCCUCGACGACCUGGACUACCUGCCGGGCCACUUCCACCUGGAGCUGCAGCUCAACUUCGAGCCGAGCUCGCCCGCCUCGCUGCGCGCGCGCGCCCGGGACCUGCGGCUGCAGCAGGACAGCCUGCGCCGGGAGCUGGAGCUGGCCGCGGCCCCGCAGCGUCCAGCCGUGCGCCACCUCCUGGGCGCCGUGGCCUUCCACCUGGAGGAGCUGGACGAGGCCCGCGAGCGCUUCCUCGAGGUGGCCCGGGAGCACCCCGACAACCUCAACGCCUGGGCCAAUCUGGCGCACGUGCACGGGCGGCUGGGGCAGGAGGACCAGGAGGAGGCGUGCGCCGGGCGGCUGGCCGGCCUCAUGGACCUGGAAGCGGACGCCGAGGCGCCGGGCACCCCCGGGGACCCCCAGCUCCGCGCCGCACGCUGCCUGGCCGAGCAGGGCUACGCGCACGGCUUCGACGUGGGCUGCGCCCGCCCGGAGGACCGUGCGCAGGUGCUGGAGGCUGGCAUCGCGCUGUACGACAAGGCGCUGGGCUACGGACGACAGAUCCCGGCGGAGGAGAAGAGGGGCUGGUACCUCAGCAUGGUGACCCUCCUCAUCAGGCUGGACGGCCUCUCCCUGGAGCUGGGCCGCGGGGAGCAGAGGCGGCUGCCGGCCUUCAACCGCGCGCUGGCCCUGCUGCGCCAGGUGGUCAAGUCCCCGGACGCCCAGCCCCGAGCCCUGGCCUGGUGCUACCUGGGGCUGCUUCUGGAGCGCAAGGACACGUUCUCCACCACGCCCCUGGGCGUGCACGACUGCGGCUUCUCGGGCACCGAGCCCCUGGACUGCUUCGGCAAGGCAAUGGAAGCGGCCAAGGGCCAGCCCCCCAUUCUGAACCGCCUCGCCAGAAUCGUCCACUUCCUGGGAAAGCAGGACAUGGCCAUCGGGAUCUGCAACAUGGCACUUGACGUGCUCCCGGACCCAGCGCUCAACGGGCAGGCCUACUGCACCAGGGCCAAGGUCCACAUCCAGACCUACCUGCACGACCUGGAACGGGCCAAGCUGGGGCUGGGACACAUGCCCGACAGGAACCACCUGGCCUGUGCCAAGGCUGACCUCGAGGAAGUGGUCAAGGUGUGCCCAGGCCUCAAGAUCUACCUGGACAUUGGCCAGGUCUACUACUACAUGGGCGUGGACGCCAUGCAGGAGCUGCUGGCCGUGGACGAGGAGGCCCUGAACCAGGCGCUGGUGUUCCUGGCCAAGGCGGGCGAGUCGGAGCUGGGCGCCGCCCUGCCCGAGCUGCAGCUGCUGCGGGGCAAGUGUCUGCGCAUCAAGGGCGAGGAGGCCAACGCGGCGGCCUGCUUCAAGCGCGCCGUGGAGCUGGACGACGCGGGCUCCAGCCACACCGAGGGCUUCGGCUGCCUGCUCGAGGCGCUGCUGGCGCAGUGGGGCCAGGCGCAGCUGAGCGACGGCGAGCUGGGCCGCGAGGUGGACGCGUGGCUGCGCCGCGCCCAGGCCAAGUACCCGGCGCCGCGCCUGCGCCAGGAGCUGCAGCGCGUGUGGCGGGGCCACACGGCCGAGGUGCUGGGGCUCGCGCGGACCUUGGUGGCCCAGGGGCGGCCGGCGCUGGUGCGGCUGCUCUUUGAGACCAUGGAGCUGGAGAGCGAGGGCGCGGGCACGCCAAGGGGCCAUCGGGCUUUCUCCUUCUGAUGGACGCCGGCGGCCCGCCAAGCC